Messenger RNA from Plectropomus leopardus (leopard coralgrouper), 979 nucleotides. It is a transcript of the gene rrp7a, whose product is annotated as ribosomal RNA processing 7 homolog A. Gene Ontology annotation, cellular component: CURI complex; UTP-C complex. Gene Ontology annotation, biological process: ribosomal small subunit assembly; rRNA processing. Gene Ontology annotation, molecular function: RNA binding. Lineage: Eukaryota; Metazoa; Chordata; Actinopteri; Perciformes; Serranidae. The record is from RefSeq and is a predicted model, not a curated record.
UCCGGUGCGAAAGGUCACACCAAGAUGGCGCCGUCUAAGAAGAAACAUGCUAGCAGCCAGCCGUGUGUUAUUCCUGGAGGAUUCACAGUUUUGUCGCUGCAGUUCAGUUCAGACGGCGGCGCUCAGCAUCAGCUGUUUGUGAAGGAGCACAAAGUCCGAGCAGAGAAGAGUCCGCGCAGACCGCUGGACAGGACGCUGUUUGUCCUCAACGUGCCCCCGUACUGCUCUCAGGAUGUGGUCAAAGAGCUGUUCUCUCAGUUCGGCUCUGUUCAGUCUGUGGAGCUCAGAGAUCACCCGGGUUCAUCUCAGGACUCUGGACCCAAACUGUCCAGGUUCUUCAAACCAGUCGAAAAACAGGGUUUUAAAGUGGGAUACAUUGUCUUCCAAACCUCCUCCAGUAUAACAGCAGCGAAAUCUCACCCACACGAUGUUCCUUUGGUGGUUUGCACAGAGCAGCGUCCGGUGAGGACGGGGUCACAGAAAUGGAUUCAGCAGUACACCGACUCUUUUAUUCAUCCAGACAAACUGCAACAAAUCGUCGACUCCUUCAUGGAAGAUUACGACAAACGGAAAGAAGAGGAAGCAGAGAGGCAGAGGAAGGAGGCCGAGCAGCAACAAGAGGAUGAAGAGGGCUGGGUGAAAGUCACAAGAGGACCUAAAGGUACCAAAGCCCGGCCUCACAGUGAGGCGGCCAACAAGAGGACUCUGCACAAAGAGAUGAGGAAGAAGAAGAGGAAGGAGCUCAUGAACUUCUACACCUGGCAGCACAGGAACACGCAGAAAGAACAUAUCGCUGAACUCAGGAAAAAGUUUGAGGAGGAUAAACAGAGAAUAGCUCUGCUGAGGGCACAAAGAAAGUUCAAACCUUACUGAGUCAGCUGCAGUGAUUAUUAUUUCCUCACUUCACUUCUGUUGUGUGUUUAAGCUCCGUUAUAACCUUCAGUACCUUUUGUUAUAAUAAAAUAUUAUUAUUCCGACA